Messenger RNA from Chanos chanos (milkfish), 2489 nucleotides. It is a transcript of the gene tmem63bb, whose product is annotated as transmembrane protein 63Bb. The record is from RefSeq and is a predicted model, not a curated record. Gene Ontology annotation, molecular function: calcium-activated cation channel activity; nucleic acid binding. Gene Ontology annotation, cellular component: plasma membrane. Lineage: Eukaryota; Metazoa; Chordata; Actinopteri; Gonorynchiformes; Chanidae. The transcript has 23 exons. The coding region runs from base 1 to 2466 and encodes 821 amino acids.
AUGAGGAUAGAAGAGGCCUACAGCAACACCUCCAAGGACUACUGCUACUCCGCACGCAUCCGCAGCACCGUGCUGCAGGGCCUGCCCUUCGGAGGCGUGCCCACUGUCCUUGCCCUCGAUUUUAUGUGCUUCCUAGUUCUUCUCUUUGUCUUCUCCAUCUUGCGAAAAGUGGCCUGGGAUUAUGGGAGGCUGGCGCUGGUGACGGAUGCUGACAGACAGAAGAAAAGAUUCAGCGGCUUGGAGGAACGGGAAUAUGUGGCCUCUGCCUUACAUUCUGAAACUCCAGAUCGUUACGAGCGUCUCACCUCAGUCUCCAGCUCGGUGGACUUCGAACAACGAGAUAACGGCUUUUGUUCUUGGCUAACAGCCAUAUUCAGAAUUAAGGAUGAGGAGAUUCGAGAAAAGUGUGGAGAGGAUGCAGUGCACUAUCUCUCCUUCCAGCGGCAUAUCAUCGGCCUGCUGGUGGUGGUUGGAGUUCUCUCGGUCGGCAUCGUCCUGCCUGUUAACUUCUCAGGAAACCUCCUGGACAACAACGCAUACAGUUUUGGGCGCACCACAAUUGCAAAUCUGAAUUCUGGGAAUAACCUGCUGUGGUUGCACACCUCUUUUGCGUUCAUGUACCUGCUCCUCACUGUCUACAGCAUGAGACGCCACACUUCCAAGAUGCACUACAAAGAAGACGACCUGGUCAAACGCACUUUAUUUAUAAAUGGCAUCUCUAAAUAUGCAGAAGAAAUUCAAAUAAAACAGCACUUUGAGCAGGCUUAUGAGAACUGUACUGUGUUGGAGGCGCGGAUUUGCUACAAUGUGGCCAAACUGAUGUCUCUGAAUGCGGAGAGGAAGAAGACCGAACGCAGUAAGAAGUUCUACUCGGAGCUCAUGGCAAAGGAACACAUGCCGACUAUGAUCAACCCCAAACCAUGUGGUCAUCUGUGCUGCUGUAUCAUUAAGGGCUGUGAGGAGGAGGAGGCAGUGAACUACUACACUAAGCUGGAGGCCAAACUGAAAGAGGAGUACAGGAAAGAGAAGGAGAAAGUCAACACUAAACCACUGGGCAUGGCUUUUGUAACUUUCCAAAAUGAGGCUAUGACUGCAAUUAUCUUGAAAGACUUUAAUGCCUGUCAGUGCCAGGGCUGUAAGUGUAGACAGGAGCCUAGAUCCUCUCAGUUCAGUGAGAGCCUUCAUGUCAACAGCUGGAGUGUCACCUAUGCCCCGGACCCUCAGAACGUGCGCUGGGAGAAUUUGUCUAUUGGUGGUAUCUCGUGGUGGCUACGCUGCUUCGUUAUCAACUGCAGUCUUUUCAUCCUGCUCUUCUUCCUCACCACCCCUGCUAUCAUCAUCUCCACCAUGGACAAGUUCAACGUGACCAAGCCUGUUGAGUACCUCAAUAAUCCCAUCAUUACCCAGUUCUUUCCCACUCUGCUGCUGUGGGCUUUUUCCGCUCUGCUACCCACAAUUGUCUACUACUCAGCCUUCUUUGAAGCCCACUGGACUAGGUCAGGGGAGAACAGGACUACCAUGCACAAGUGCUACACAUUUCUUAUCUUCAUGGUGCUCCUACUUCCAUCAUUAGGACUCAGCAGUUUGGACCUGUUUUUCCGCUGGCUCUUUGACAAGAGAUGCUUGGCUGAUGUAACUGUCAGAUUUGAGUGUGUCUUCCUCCCUGACAAUGGAGCGUUCUUUGUGAAUUAUGUAAUUGCGUCGGCUUUCAUCGGCAAUGCCAUGGAUCUUUUGCGAAUUCCUGGUCUGCUCAUGUACAUGAUCCGAUUGUGCCUGGCCCGCUCUGCCGCAGAGAGGCGCAACGUCAAACGACAUCAGGCUUACGAGUUUCAGUUCGGGGCUGCCUAUGCCUGGAUGAUGUGCGUCUUUACUGUCGUCAUGACGUACAGCAUCACCUGCCCAAUCAUCGUCCCCUUUGGUCUGAUGUACAUGCUCCUGAAGCACCUGGUGGAUAGGUAUAACAUGUAUUAUGCCUAUCUACCUUCCAAACUGGACAAGAAGAUUCACUCCGGAGCUGUCAAUCAAGUGGUCGCCGCGCCCAUCCUCUGCCUCUUCUGGCUUCUCUUCUUUUCUACGGUGCGAAUAGGGUUUCUGACUGCAACUUCCAUGUUCACAUUCGUGGUACUCAUCAUUACCAUCGUGGUGUGCCUCUCCCACAUCUGCUUCGGGCACUUCAAAUACCUCAGCGCCCACAACUACAAGAUUGACACUAAAGAAACCGAUUUAGACGGGGUUGAAAAUGGACGACCAGCGCGGUUUUCUCCCUCGAAUAAAUCUCAGCAGCAGAUGUACAUUGCCCAGGUUCUGCAGGACCCAAACUCAGAUGAAACUGGUGCAGGCAGUGGUGAGGAGGAUGGUCAGGGGUCCUCGCAGGACGAGGAAAUGAUCAACUCUGGGAACAGUCUCAACGAGGCAGACUUUCAGUCUGGGGAGGACAGUCUCAUUGCCAAUGAAGUCCGCCAGUAAUGUCGCCGCUGAAAGACGAGAAG